AGGCUCUGAGAUUCACCGUACUGCUCUGAGACAAAACUGGACUAAAAUCACAACUCACACUAAGAGAGAGAUACUGGCUUCACACAACUACAGGAGGAAAUAUUGUCAUUUACAGAGACUUUAACUCACUGCUGUGCUGACUGAAUCAAAGUUCGUUUUAAACAGUUUGACACCAAAGUGAAAGUAAACUUCAGACUACAGCAAAAGGGUGUGACUGGGUGAGAAAAUGGCAUCCAGCUUGUCUCUCCCAGAGGAGGAUCUCUCCUGUCCUGUGUGCUGUGACAUCUUUAAAGAUCCUGUCUUACUGUCAUGUAGCCACAGCUUCUGUAAAGCCUGUCUGCAGGAAUACUGGAAGGGGAAUAAAGAAAAUAAAUGUCCAGUUUGCAGAAGAAAAUCAUCAAAGAAUUCCCCUCCCCUCAGCCUGGCUCUGAAGAACCUGUGUGAGUCCUUCUUACAGGAGAGACGUCAGAGAGCUUCAGCAGGGUCUGAGGUGCUCUGCAGUGUGCACAGUGAGAAACUCAAGCUCUACUGUCUGGAUGAUAAACAGCCAGUGUGUUUGGUGUGUCGGGACUCUAAACUACACUCCAACCACAGAUUCAGACCCAUAGAUGAAGCUGCACAGGAUCUCAAGGAGGAACUCAAACCUGCUCUGAAGUCUUUACAGGAGAAGCUGAAGAUCUUUAAGGAAGUUAAACAAACCUGUGACAAAACGGCAGAGCACAUUAAGAUCCAGACCCAGCACACAGAGAGGCAGAUUAAGGAGGAGUUUAAGAAGCUUCACCAGUUUCUACAAGAGGAAGAGAAGGCCAGGAUAUCUGCACUGAGGAAGGAGGAGAAGCAGAAGAGUCAGGUGAUGAAGGAGAAGAUUGAGGGGCUGAGCAGAGAGAUAUCAACACUUUCAUACACAAUCAGAGCCAUAGAGGAGGAGCUGAGAACUGAAGACAUCUCAUUCCUUCAGAACUACAAGGACACAGUGAAAAGAGCCCAGUCCACUCUGCCGAAUCCACAGCUGGUCUCAGGAGCGCUGAUAGACGUGGCAAAACACCUGGGCAACCUGACCUUCAGAGUCUGGGAGAAGAUGCAGGACAUUGUCACAUACACUCCUGUGACUCUGGACCCCAACACUGCCCACCCAGACCUCAUCCUGUCUGAGGAUCUGACCAGUGUGAGAUACAGUGAGGAGAGACAGCAGCUUCCUGACAACCCAGAGAGGUUUGAGGACUGUAGAUGGGUCCUGGGCUCUGAGGGCUUUACCUCAGGGACACACAGCUGGGAUGUUGAGGUUGGAGACCAUAAAGUCUGGUACCUGGGUGUGGCAACAGAGUCUGUCCAGAGGAUACAGUGGGAGCGCUGGGGGAUCUCGGUUGAUGAUAAUGGUGAAUACACUGCAAUAUCCCCAUCAGAUAUAUAUGAGACAUCAGAUGAUCUCAUAGAGAGCCCGAAAGCCCAGAGGAUCAGAGUGCAGCUGGACUGGGACAGAGGAAAGCUGUCGUUCUCUGACCCUGAUAGAAACACACACCUACACACAAUCACACACACCUUCACUGAGAGAGUGUUUCCAUACAUUGGUAAUGGCUGCACUCUCCCCCUUCUGAGGAUCUUACCAGUGAAGGCCUCUGUAACAGUAGAACAGCACAGUCAUUAGAGCUGG
Molecule: messenger RNA, 1651 nt
Organism: Hypomesus transpacificus
Lineage: Eukaryota; Metazoa; Chordata; Actinopteri; Osmeriformes; Osmeridae
Product: nuclear factor 7, brain-like
Molecular function (GO): zinc ion binding; protein binding
Source: RefSeq, a predicted model, not a curated record